Molecule: messenger RNA, 2486 nt
Organism: Neltuma alba
Lineage: Eukaryota; Viridiplantae; Streptophyta; Magnoliopsida; Fabales; Fabaceae
Product: inositol polyphosphate multikinase beta
Exons: 2
Coding region: 952-1944 (330 amino acids)
Biological process (GO): inositol phosphate biosynthetic process
Cellular component (GO): nucleus; cytoplasm
Molecular function (GO): inositol-1,4,5-trisphosphate 3-kinase activity; inositol tetrakisphosphate kinase activity
Source: RefSeq, a predicted model, not a curated record
GCUCCGUUAUUGAUUUGAUGAGCAAUUGUUGUCCUCUCUCUCUUUCUCUCUCGUAGUUUGCAUGUGGAUAUUUACGAUGGCGUUUAUUUCCUUGGGGGAUAUUGGGUUUGGUUCAUUUUUCCUGGAAUAUUGAAUUGUUUUCAUUUCAUUGUUCCUCUGUCCAUUCUGAUUCUGGCUUAGGAACCAUUGGUCAUUUCAUGAGUUCCAGUCGUUGAAUUCAACUUUAUCUGCGCAACUUUUUAAUUAUUAAAUCGCUUCGUGAGGGUUUGGACUUGAUAUCUCGGUGUAAUAUUAUAUAUGUACUUUACUCUGUCUAAUGGUGGCAGUUCAAGUAUCAAGGUUUACUUUUGGGAUUUAACUAUUGAAAUGUGCUUCUAAUGGCCUGUUGGUGGAGGUGCAAAAUAUACUUUUUGUUUUUAUAAGAUCUAUAGAAACAAAAUAUAAACAAAGCCCCGGUGAACGAGGGAAAGCAAAAAACUUCUUUGCAGGAAGCCAGGAAGUUAUCGUAAAUUUUAAAUCAGUUGUUCUGUGCAGCAGUGUAGUGCUUUUUGAAUUGAGUGAAGUCAUCCUUUUUCCCCCUUUGGCAGAUAAAUACAUACUACCUGCCAUUGUUUUAUUGUGAGAUACCAUUAGAUCUUGGAUGAAUGAUUAAGAAUAAAAUACUGUCAUUUGACCUUUGUUAUGCGUUUUAUUCCUGACCAUACGUGCAAUAGUCAGUGGUUGCAAUAGUCAGUGGUUUCACCCUCCCCAUUGACUGGUGUCCUUAGUAGAUAACCCUUUAGAUUUGAUUAUGUAUAAGGUAUAUGCCAGCAUUUUGGAACUGAUUGAAGUGCUUUUAAUGAAGAUAAAAUUGUGAAUACCGUUUAUACUUCAACUAAAAGUUUCAACCCAUAAAUUUUUCUUUAAACAGAUUGGAGAGCUAAACUAUUCAUCUCUUUAACAUAUGUUUAUAUGGUGUCAUUUUGUUGGUGCUCUUGCCAAUUUGUAGGAACAAUGCUAAAGGUCCCAGCACAUCAAGUUGCUGGCCAUCUAGCCGAAGAAGGUCAUCUCGGUCCCCUAGUAGAUGAUUGUGGUUGCUUCUAUAAGCCUCUUCAAAGUGGCAAUCGUGGUUCCCAAGAGGUGGAAUUCUAUGAAUCUCUUUAUUCUGAUGCCAGGAUUCCAGAUCACAUCCGCAGAUAUUUUCCUGUCUUUUAUGGCACCAAGAAAGUGUAUGCAUCAGACGGGUCUGGCUUGCAUCCUCACCUGGUCUUGCAAAAUCUUGUCUCCAGCUAUGAAAAUCCAUCCAUCAUAGAUAUUAAGAUUGGUUCCAGGACAUGGUAUCCACAAGCUUCUGAGGACUACAUCCGCAAGUCCGUGGAGAAAGAUCAAACAAGCUCUAGUCUCUUACUGGGUUUUAGGAUAUCAGGAUUGAAGGCCUUUGUCUCCAAGGAUUCUGGAUUCUGGAAGCCCAAGAGGAAGCUUUUGCAAACUCUAGCUGCAGAGGAUGUCAAAUUGGUUUUGAAAAAGUUUGUUUCUUCUAAUGCACCUGAAAAUCAUGAUGUGCAACCUGAUUGCUUUUUUGCGUCUGAGGUUUAUGGUGGUUCUUCUGGAAUUUUAGCGCAGCUUUUGGAGCUCAAGGCAUGGUUUGAGGUUCAAACAAUUUUCCAUUUCUAUGCUUCUUCAGCCCUUAUCGUGUUUGACAAGGAAUCUGUGCUAAAAGGAAAGAGUUCAGGUGCUGCCGUUAAACUUGUUGAUUUUGCCCAUGUUGUGGAAGGAGCGGGUGUUAUUGAUCAUAACUUUUUAGGUGGACUUUGCUCUUUAAUAAAGUUCAUUGCAGAUAUUGUAGCCCCUCCAAUUGAGAAGUGCCUUUCUAAUGGUAAUGACACUAAAAGUGAAAAAUGUUCAGAUGGUUCCCUUUCCACUGCGAAAAGUGAGCCUUUAUCUCUUGACCCCAGGGAGGAUUGAUGAAUGAAUCUAAGCUUAAUUGGUGUUGUUGAUUCCAAAUGUAUCAACAUCCAAACUCAAUAUUUGGAUUGAAUAACGCCCUCUCAGGCAUCGUCAAUGCUUCAAGUUACUUAUUCCGUUAUUCAACUUCUGAUUCUGGAUACUAAUGGCGUCAAUCAUGAGUACAAGCUGAUUCCAUCUGAGAUUAUGAGACCAAACAAACCCUUUUUUUCGCCUUUUAUGGAUUAUAACAGUGUUAUAUGCAUGUAGUGGUUGAAUUUAUGUUUCUUUUGGUUAGAGGCUUCUUUCUUUGCUGCUUUUCUCUUCUCCUGGAGUACAAGGUUUGUUAGUCAGCUGAUGCUGGUGAUUUGUUUUCAUUUCUGGGCUCUGACGGUUUGUGUUUGAAAUAAUCCGGGCUGUAAUAAUCCAUGAGUCAGUCACCUUUUUUGCAGUAGCUCCUGAUCUCAUUAAUCUCCUGUUAACAGUUCCUUUUCAUUUUCAUCCUGGACGAGGCCUUUGCAUGUACCUUCACUAACUGAGAUGAUAUAUUCUUUGUUCAUUCA